Molecule: messenger RNA, 400 nt
Organism: Penaeus monodon (black tiger shrimp)
Lineage: Eukaryota; Metazoa; Arthropoda; Malacostraca; Decapoda; Penaeidae
Product: U3 small nucleolar RNA-associated protein 14 homolog A-like
Exons: 4
Coding region: 65-400 (111 amino acids)
Biological process (GO): rRNA processing
Cellular component (GO): nucleolus; small-subunit processome
Source: RefSeq, a predicted model, not a curated record
CCUUGAGGGAGCCAAGUUGGUUAAGAAGCAGGAAACCGCAAGGGAGAAAGCCAUUAGACAUGCCAUGUCCCUUGAGGAGGUGAAGGAGAGAAUGCGAACCCUGUGGCGUGAAAAGGAAAUGAAACACCGCUACGAGGAAAAGGCUCGUAGACAGAACCAGAGCAAGAGCAAGAAACACCACCGAAUCCUCCGUCGUGAGAAGUUGAGGAAGCAGAAGACUGAGCUACAGGAGCUGCACAAGAAGAACCCUGACGCUGCUCUGGAGAAAUUGCAGGAGAUGGAGUUGCUGCGCAUCCAGGAGAGAAUGAGUCAACGCCAUAGGUCCUCCAAGUGGGCAAGUUCCAAGGGCUACGAGCAACCAGAGACAAGGAGGGUAAUGAAUAUGGUGGACCAGUUUUAA